Molecule: messenger RNA, 865 nt
Organism: Pelagomonas calceolata
Lineage: Eukaryota; Pelagophyceae; Pelagomonadales; Pelagomonadaceae
Source: the annotation of a GenBank genome assembly
CCGAAGCUCCGCAAUUACAACCCAUUUAUUCACCACAAACCGCUCGCCGGACAGCGUCCAUUGUCGUGUGGCUUCCUAUUAUUGCUGGUUCGCAACUCCCAACUUUUCAUGCAUUGCCAUGCGCAUCCGCAUCGAUAUCAGCCGAUUUCCGCCCGUGCACUGUUCACUUUUUUGAGCAUCGAGACCAUGCAGGUAUCUAUCAUGAAGCUCAUCAGCACCAUUCUCCUCGCCUCCACCGCCGCCGCCCUCAAGCAGCGCGCCGCGCCGAUGAAGGCGCUCCAGGUCCCGCGCGGCGGCGGCAUGGUCGAGAAGUCGCAGGCGCUCACCGUCACGAAGGCGCCGUGCCGCGUCCUUGCACGCGUACGCCCCCGCCGAGGCCGCGACUGAUGCCUACGCGUGCACGCCCCCGCCGCGGCCGCGACUGAUGCCUACGCAUCGCAGGUUGUCUUCGGCCUCUACGCCGCGCAGAUGCUGCUCGUCCCGGACUUCAUGAUGACGCAGAACUUUAAGAUGAAGAUGGACAAGUACCACACGUUCAUUACGCGCAUCUCGGGCCUCGGCUGGCUCGGCAUGCUCAAGUGCCUCGGCGCCAUGGAGGAGGACGACGCCUUCAACACGUCCUUCAUCGUCUCCAUCAUCUGCACGAUUAUCGCGCCGGUCAACGCCGAGAUGAACCUCGAGUGCAACACGGCCCACGGCGCCGUGUACGUCCUCUUCCCGAUCCUGCUCGGCGCGCACGCGCUCGCGAUGUAGAGUCGAUAUUAGAAGUCGAUAUCUGACGCGAGCUCUCUCCGUCGCGCACACCGGGAGAGCGACUAAGUACCACCAUCUCCACACAAUUCUGUAUUACUGCACGCGACCUCUA